Messenger RNA from Athene cunicularia (burrowing owl), 1548 nucleotides. RefSeq names its product family with sequence similarity 219 member B (gene FAM219B). The coding region runs from base 76 to 483 and encodes 135 amino acids. NCBI's taxonomy places the organism in Eukaryota, Metazoa, Chordata, Aves, Strigiformes, Strigidae. The transcript is spliced from 6 exons. The record is from RefSeq and is a predicted model, not a curated record.
CCGGCGCUGAUUUGGGCUGAAACCAAUAAGCUGAACAAGGUGACAGAUGCAGUGGAGAAAAGGGGACCGUACAUUAUGAGCAAGCCUCCCUCCAUUCAUGCCAGGCUCCAGAGGCAGCGAGAGCUGGCAAAGGCAGCGCUGCGAAGGCAGGGGCUGCUGGGGGCACCCACACUGCACCAGCCGAAGCCGGCGGCUAAAAGGUCGGUGAAGUUUAACAAGGGCUACACAGCGCUCAGCCAGAUGGUGGAUGAAAACCUGGUCUCCCUCGAUUCGGACAGUGACGGGGAGCUGGGAUCCAGAUGUUCCUCAGGCUAUUCCUCCGCCGAGGUGAACCAGGACGUGAGCCGGCAGCUGCUGCAGGAUGGGUACCACCUUGAUGAGGUUCCUGAUGACGAAGAUCUGGAUCUCAUCCCCCCGAAACCCGUCACCUCCUCUUCUUGCCCCUGUUGUUUUGGAGAAAAUCUCUCCUGUGUGAUCCAGUAGAUGCUGCUCGUCUGGGGCUGUGCAAAAAAAGGUCAAAAGCCAGCACUUUCUUUGUCCUGUGGGAUGGCUGUUGGUGUCCGUGUCCCAUGCUGGGAUGGCGACACAAGGACAGAAGGAUGCUGCGAUGCCGCUUGUGGUGAGCAGCAGCAACCAACCAACCCCAAAGGACUUUUCCUUACACUCAGCAAUAUCAGGGAGAAGUGGCAUAGUGACAUUUAGGUGGCCUGGAUGAGACCUGUCGCCUGGUUGGGAUGGGGAGGGAGGAGAGGCAGAGCCUAGGCACCUCCAUGAGAGUGUAGAGGGAAGGAAUUGGGAGGUGCAGCAGCAAAUGCUCUUGGGUUUGCCUGACCUCCUCUUUUCCCCUAACGGGCCACACUGAGGAUUAGGACCUGGCCCUGGACACAGGUUGCCUUUCCCAGCCCUCCCUAAGAGGUGAGGUCAACUGUUGUGGUGUGAGAGUGGACUGGGAAGCCCUGAGACCCUUUUUUCUAUUUAUUUUCUCUUCAGUCAGCCCUCCUCCAUGGCAGGCUGAGGCCAAGCCAGUGAGGCUGGGGUCAGCACAGGCUGGCAGAGAGCCAUCUCAUUUACCUAUCUCAUGCUGCUUGCAGUUAAUUGCUGCUGGGUUUCCUCCUCCCAAAGCCUGGGCUGAUCUCAACCAAAGAUUGCAUCUCCAAUGGAGAAGAUGGGAAGAACCCAACAGACCAAAUUGGGGCAGGCUGCUGAGCUUUAAGUGUAUUUGUUGUAUCCACCAGCAGCUACUGCUUGGGUUGGGAGCUUCCUGCUUUCUGCCUCUCCAGGGACCAGUUAAAUUCUGGGUUUGGAGCUCAUGGCUUGUUCCAGCUGAUGCUGGCAAGGGGUAGCCCAGACCCCCCGUGCCAGCUCCUUUUGGGUGUGGAUUUGGGGUGGCUGCGGAGUCUCCCUGCUGUGAACCUUAAAAGCUGCCUUAAAUCGUGGUCCUACUCUACUAUAUAGAGGACAAUCAGCUUCUUAUAAAGAAACCUUAUUUAAAUAUUUAUGUCUAGAGACCUGAACUAUUGGGUUGUGGUUUUUUGUCGGGUUUUUUUG